Messenger RNA from Vicia villosa (hairy vetch), 938 nucleotides. RefSeq lists its product as uncharacterized. The coding region runs from base 225 to 938 and encodes 237 amino acids. The record is from RefSeq and is a predicted model, not a curated record. NCBI's taxonomy places the organism in Eukaryota, Viridiplantae, Streptophyta, Magnoliopsida, Fabales, Fabaceae. The transcript has 2 exons.
AGUUGUUGAUGUGUCCAGUCCUAUGUGUCCACUAUUCUUUUAUGUUUAAAAUUAAUUUUUUUACGUUGUAACUCUAAAAUAGAAGGAAGGUGAAGAUAUUAGAAGGUCACGCAGAAGGUGAAGAAAGUAGAAGGUCAAGCAGAAGGCGAAGGUGCUCGUAGACGACGACGGAGCUGAAGGCGAAGGUGCUCGUACACAAGAGCAUUGCUGAGGUCAAUCUGGACAUGGAUGAGUUUUAUGUUGAUUUCCAUCAUGGGGGAUUUUUCGCCGGUGAUAAGUAUGAACAAGGGGAAGUGUCGAACUGGAAAUGUGAUGCUGAUAAAUGGAGUUACUUUGAGAUUUUGGGGGUUGUUAAUGAGAUGGGAUAUCCAGGGGUGCUUGAAAUUUGGUACGACUUUGCUGGGACAUUGAAAGCGUUAGAAGAUGACUAUGGUGCUAUAGAAGCACUGAACUGGUCUAAGACAAAUGGAAAAGUUGAUAUAUACAUUGUUCACCCUAUAUCCCAACCUGACAUAGUGGCCCAACCUGAAACAACUGAGGUCCCACCUGAAACUGAGGUCCCAGCUGAAACUGAGGUCCCACCUGAAACAACUGAGGUCCCACUUGAAACAACUGAGGCCCAACCUGAAACAAAUGAGGCCCAAUCUGAAUCAAAAGAGGCCCAACCUGAAACAAAUGAGGCCCACUCUGAAACUGAAGUAGGUGAAGUAACUGACAGGGACAUAAUAGAAGGGUUUUAUGACUCAGCUGAUGAGAUUUUAAAUGAUGGAUUUGGAGAAUUGUUAGUUGGAGAAGGGUUCAUAGCUGGCCAGAAUGAUCAACCUCUUGAUGAACUACUGCCAGAGGAGACAUCUAAAAAAAGGAAGAGGACUAAUGGAAGACCAAAGAAAAAAAAAGUGGUAGUGGAACUCCAAAAAAGGCAAGUUCAGGAAGCUUAA